GUCUAAUAGCCGGCAGACUUUGGACCCCAAUUUCCAGCUCUCAGGAAACUCUCCUCCAUCUGUCUGCACUGAGAACAUGGCGAUCGAGUUUGCUCCGCGCUCUGUCCCUUUGGAGAGGAGACUGCAGACGGCGGCGGUACUGCAGUGGGUGUACUCCUUCCUGGCACUGGCACAGACUUGCAUCAUCCUGUUCUUCGUUCUGCUCUUCACCCGCUUCUGGAUAAUCAGUGUUCUGUACGGGAUCUGGUGGUUUAUAGACUGGGACACCCCCAGCCAAGGAGGAAGGAAAAGCCACUAUCUGCAGAGUCAUGUGGUGUGGCGGUACCUAAGAGACUACUUUCCUGUAAAGUUAGUGAAGACAGCGGAUCUCGACCCUCGCCAGAACUAUGUGGUGGGUUUCCAUCCUCAUGGCAUUAUGGUUGCUGGAGCCUUCACCAAUUUCUGUACACAUGCCACUGGGUUUCCUGAGCUGUACCCCGGGAUUUCACCAUACCUCCUGAUGUUGCCGCUCUGGUUCCGAGCACCAUUUUUUAGAGAUUACAUCAUGAGUGGGG
Molecule: messenger RNA, 554 nt
Organism: Nanorana parkeri
Lineage: Eukaryota; Metazoa; Chordata; Amphibia; Anura; Dicroglossidae
Product: 2-acylglycerol O-acyltransferase 2-A-like
Exons: 3
Biological process (GO): triglyceride biosynthetic process; diacylglycerol biosynthetic process
Cellular component (GO): endoplasmic reticulum membrane
Molecular function (GO): 2-acylglycerol O-acyltransferase activity; diacylglycerol O-acyltransferase activity
Source: RefSeq, a predicted model, not a curated record